This is a messenger RNA of Tyto alba (common barn owl), 4602 nucleotides long. It is a transcript of the gene GRIK4, whose product is annotated as glutamate ionotropic receptor kainate type subunit 4. Gene Ontology annotation, biological process: modulation of chemical synaptic transmission; synaptic transmission, glutamatergic; monoatomic ion transport. Gene Ontology annotation, molecular function: transmitter-gated monoatomic ion channel activity involved in regulation of postsynaptic membrane potential; kainate selective glutamate receptor activity. The record is from RefSeq and is a predicted model, not a curated record. The coding region runs from base 116 to 3193 and encodes 1025 amino acids. The transcript has 21 exons. Gene Ontology annotation, cellular component: postsynaptic membrane; kainate selective glutamate receptor complex; presynaptic membrane. NCBI's taxonomy places the organism in Eukaryota, Metazoa, Chordata, Aves, Strigiformes, Tytonidae.
GAGCCGCUGCCGGAGCCGGAGCGGGGCCGGAGCAGCCGCGGGCAGAGCCGCGCCGCCCAGCCCAGAGUUAUGUCAUGCCCAGACCACCGAAGGGCUCCAUGAGGAUUUAUAGAAGAUGCCCUGUGUCUUGGCGCCUCUGGUGCUCCUUCUGCUGUGGCUAAUGAAGAUCGCUGCCAGCCCCCAUUCCCUGAGGAUUGCUGCCAUCCUGGAUGACCCCAUGGAGUGCAGCAGAGGGGAGAGGCUCUCCAUCACCCUGGCCAAGAACCGCAUCAACCGCGCGCCUGAGCGGGUCGGAAAAGCCAAAGUGGAAGUGGACAUUUUUGAGCUGUUGAGAGACAGCGAGUAUGAGACGGCAGAAACCAUGUGCCAGAUUCUGCCAAAAGGAGUGGUAGGAGUCUUGGGACCUUCCUCAAGCCCAGCCUCGAGCUCUAUUAUCAGCAAUAUCUGUGGGGAGAAAGAGGUUCCUCACUUCAAAGUGGCGCCAGAGGAGUUCCUGAAGCUGCAGCUCCAGCGGUUCACCACCCUCAACCUCCAUCCCAGCAACACCGAUAUCAGCGUAGCCGUGGCAGGAAUCCUGAAUUUCUUUAACUGCACCACCGCCUGCCUCAUCUGUGCCAAAGCUGAAUGCCUCUUAAACCUAGAGAAGUUGCUUCGGCAGUUCCUCAUUUCCAAGGACACUCUCUCAGUCCGGAUGCUAGACGACAGCCGGGAUCCUACCCCUCUCCUAAAAGAGAUCCGAGAUGACAAAACAGCUACCAUCAUUGUACAUGCCAAUGCUUCCAUGUCUCAUACCAUUUUGCAGAAGGCAGCUGAACUGGGAAUGGCGUCUGCCUAUUACACGUAUAUCUUCACUAAUCUGGAGUUUUCCCUCCAGCGCCUGGACAGCUUGCUGGAUGACAGAGUCAACAUCCUGGGAUUUUCCAUUUUCAACCAGUCUCAUGCUUUCUUCCAAGAAUUUGUCCAGAGCCUCAACCAGUCCUGGCAGGAGAACUGUGAUCACGCUCCUUUUACUGGGCCAGCACUCUCUUCUGCCCUGCUCUUCGAUGCUGUGUAUGCUGUGGUCACUGCCGUGCAGGAGCUAAACCGGAGCCAGGAGAUUGGUGUGAAGCCCCUGUCCUGUGGGUCUGCCCAGAUCUGGCAGCACGGCACCAGCCUGAUGAACUACCUGAGAAUGGUAGAAUUGGAAGGUCUCACCGGCCACAUCGAAUUCAACAGCAAAGGCCAGCGAUCCAACUAUGCCCUGAAAAUCCUGCAACACACGCGCAGUGGCUUCCGGCAGAUCGGCCACUGGCACGUUUCUGAAGGACUCAGCAUGGACAACAGGAUCUUCUCCUCCAACAUAACAGACAGUCUGUUCAACACCACACUCAUUGUCACCACCAUCCUGGAAAACCCCUACUUAAUGCUGAAGUGGAACCAUCAGGAGCUGGAAGGCAACGACCGCUACGAGGGUUUCUGUGUGGAUAUGCUGAAGGAGCUGGCAGAGAUCCUGCGUUUCAACUAUAAGAUCCACCUUGUUGGGGAUGGUGUGUAUGGAGUCCCUGAGGCAAAUGGCACGUGGACUGGGAUGGUCGGGGAGCUGAUUGCUCGGGCUCCAGCAGUGAUGCUCUUUCCUCUUGCAACUCCAGCCUUUCACUGGCCUUUCCUUCCUUCCUGCCUGCCUUUAAGUGGGCAAGUCCGUUGGGGGUGGAGGGGGGGGAAAGACCCCCCAGCAAAGCUCUGCCAGAAGGUGAAUAGUCCCCUUUCUCUUAAGAAAAAUGGUGCAAGAGCAGCAGGGUCAGAGAGCAUGAAAGCCGAUUUGGCCGUGGCGGGGCUGACGAUUACCGCGGAGCGGGAGAAGGUGAUUGAUUUCUCUAAGCCGUUCAUGACUUUGGGAAUUAGCAUUCUCUACCGAGUUCAUAUGGGCCGCAAACCUGGCUACUUCUCAUUCCUGGACCCCUUUUCCCCUGGAGUCUGGCUCUUCAUGCUGCUCGCCUACCUGGCUGUCAGCUGCGUCCUCUUCUUGGUUGCUCGAUUGACACCGUAUGAGUGGUACAGCCCCCACCCCUGCUCACAAGGCAGAUGCAAUCUUCUUGUGAAUCAGUAUUCUCUCGGCAACAGCUUGUGGUUUCCAGUCGGGGGAUUCAUGCAGCAAGGCUCCACCAUUGCCCCCCAAGCAUUAUCCACACGCUGUGUCAGUGGAGUCUGGUGGGCGUUCACCUUGAUCAUCAUCUCCUCCUACACGGCCAAUCUGGCAGCCUUCCUCACCGUGCAGCGGAUGGAUGUCCCCAUCGAAUCUGUAGAUGACCUGGCCGACCAGACAGCCAUCGAGUACGGCACCAUUCACGGCGGCUCCAGCAUGACCUUCUUCCAAAACUCCCGCUACCAGACGUACCAGCGGAUGUGGAACUACAUGUACUCCAAGCAGCCAAGCGUCUUUGUGAAGAGUACGGAGGAAGGGAUUGCGCGUGUGCUGAACUCCAAUUACGCCUUCCUGCUGGAGUCCACCAUGAACGAGUAUUACCGUCAGCGCAAUUGCAACCUCACGCAGGUCGGGGGCCUUCUGGACACCAAGGGCUACGGGAUUGGCAUGCCCGUCGGCUCUGUGUUUCGUGAUGAGUUUGACCUGGCCAUUCUCCAGUUGCAAGAGAACAACCGCCUGGAAAUCCUGAAGCGGAAGUGGUGGGAAGGAGGCAAGUGCCCCAAAGAGGAGGACCACAGAGCCAAAGGCCUGGGAAUGGAGAAUAUUGGUGGAAUCUUCGUGGUUCUCAUCUGUGGCUUAAUCGUAGCAAUUUUUAUGGCAAUGCUGGAAUUUUUGUGGAGCCUUCGGCACUCUGAACAGUCAGAGGUGUCGGUGUGCCAAGAAAUGGUGACGGAGCUGCGCAACAUCAUUCUCUGCAAGGACAGUUUCCACCCUCGUCGGAGGCGAGGGGGAAUGAUACGGACUCGCCCCAUUAUCCCGGAGGAGCGCCGAGCCCGCAGCACAACCACGCUCAGCAACGGGAAGCUGUGCAGUGGGGGCGAGCCAGAUCCCCUGGCACAAAGACUGGCACAAGAAGCCGCCCUGGUCGCCCGAGGGUGCACGCACAUCCGAGUGUGCCCGGAGUGCCGCAGGUUUCAGGGCCUCCGGGCACGGCCGUCUGCGGGCUCCCCCGCACAGAGCGAAGAGAGCUUGGAGUGGGAGAAGGCGACCAACAGCAGCGAGCCCGAGUAACGCUGGGGCAGGGGGUGUUGGGGUGGGCCGAGAGGGUCCUGUUCCAUUUUACAGAACACGGACUUGUAUAAUGUCAACUCGUUUUUAAAUUAAAAGCAGUUACCCAGCUUCUCCAGAGCAAGGCGGACCUUUGGGCUGACGCGCAGGCCUGGCCAGAGGGACGGCUUUGGUUGCGGCGUCCGAGAGGACGCGCAUCUCGCCGAGACCUGGCACAGCAGGAGCGAGCUCCUCCGGCCGGGCUGUCCCUGUGCCACCGUGCAGCUCCGAGGCGGGAAGGAGGGACGUGGCGGGUAACUGGUGUAGCAGAUAUUGCCCACCCAAGGGCGAGAGCGGUUCUUGGAACUUCUCCACCCAAGCCAGGAGAAAGGACGCUGGCGCUGUCUCCCCAUCAUGUAGACUUACCAGGGAAUGUUCUCAAAGGGCGGGGGGAGGGUCUUUUUAUUUGACGUGGAUAAGGGAUGGGAAGGGAGGAGUCGUUAUUUUGUUUUGGUUUAUUUUGGGUACGUCAGGACCUAGUCUCCAAGGCACCAGGUUUCAGGUGCUGAACUCUUCUUCCUUUUCCGAGUGUGGCAGGUGGACUGAAAUAGGAAGGGAAGGGUGGGAUGGGACACGCUCCCCAUGAGAAGCAGCAUUUGCUGAAUGUCCAUCUGAGGAGCUGUUAAAAUACAUAUAUAUAUAAAUAUAUAUAUAUACAUAGAUAUAUAUAUAUUGAAAUGCCAAAAACCAACCAACAAACACAGUGAACUCAAAGAGGCCUUGAAACGCCUGGAAUUUCAGGGGGUUCUGUGUCUUUUGUUUAGUUCUGGGGUUACCUUUUGCUUUUUUUCCUUUCUGUUUUUGGGAUGCGGGUGGGGCAGCCUUUUGAGUAAGGUGAGGUGGGAGCAGGCGAGAGCGGGGAGUCCUGGGGAAGGCUGCCCUUUCCCGCCAGCCGAGGGAGGUGGUAUUUGCUGCCCAGUGUCGCUCCCCAAAGCGUCCGCGGCCCGUGCUCUGCACACUCCCAAACAAGUGACUCUGAGCUCAGCCCCGGGCUCGCGAGCUCCCCUUGUCUGUGACCCACGGAGCACCCUCAGCUUCGAGGGUGACUUACAGCCCACGUCUAGCAGCGAUGAUGCCGUACAGCAUUUGAGAAAACCAUUAGCCUGGGAUCUGAUGUAAGGAAAAUAUUUACUUCCCUAGCAACAGCAGCAGGUCACCCUCUGCUUGGUACAGACGUGGGUUUUACAUUGAUGAGUUUAAUUUUCUGAUUGAAAAACAAAUUCUAUGCAAUUUCUGAUUGUAAAAGGAAAGAGGUGACAAUGGAGAGGGGCAGGGGAGAUAAAGCCUUGAGUGAAGGUACAUCCUGUUCUUGAAUUGUUUUCUUUUCUUUUUGUCUUGAAUGUACUGAAAUAAAAGAUGUCCUUGUAUAAUCA